AUGGCAUUCUCUGCAUGGCGACGUUUGGCCUUCCAACCAGCAACAUUACGAUCUACAGUCUUGCAACCUCUUCCAUGCCGACCCAUGGUCCAUCAACAGUGGCGAUUUGCUGGACACAACAAGUGGAGCAAGGUCAAACAUACCAAAGGAGCCAAGGAUGCCAAGAAAAGCCGUCUUUUUUCAAAGUUGUCAUUGGAAAUUGUAUCAGCAGUGAGAGCAACCGGCAAUGCGGAUCCAUCUCUCAAUGCUAAACUUGCUUCGGUCUUGGUUCGAGCAAAAGCAGCUGGUUUACCCAAGGAUAACAUUGAAACUGCAUUGAAAAAGGCAACGUCCAAAGAAAAGGAUUCGGUCGAGGAUGUGGUAUAUGAAUGUUAUGGACCAGGUGGCAUUGCCAUGAUCAUUGAAGCUGUGACUGAUAAGCGAUCAAGAACUGUCAAGGAAGUCAAGGAGGUGUUGAACCGCGUGGGUGGAUCCGUGUCCUCUGUAGGUUGGCUCUUUGAUAAAAAGGGGCGUGUUGUUUUUGGUGCAGGUGAAUCAGGUCAUAGUCUUGAACAAAUGAUGGAUUCAGCCAUUGAAGCAGGUGCUGAGGAUAUCGAGGAAUACGAUGAUCUUGUCGAGAUCACUUGCGAGUUUCCACAAUUGAGUCCAGUGAGCCGUGCAUUGAUGGAUCAAAAAUAUGAGGUACAGCGAAUGGAAGCAACCUAUAUCCCACAGAGUACCAUGGAGAUCUCAGAUAAGGAUACCCAAGAGUUGGUGGAAAGGUGUCUGGAGGAUAUGGAUAACUUGGAUGAUGUUGUCAAAGUACAUUGUAAUGUCGUUUUGCCUCAAGAAUAA
This is a messenger RNA of Lichtheimia ornata, 834 nucleotides long. RefSeq lists its product as uncharacterized. The transcript has 7 exons. Gene Ontology annotation, cellular component: mitochondrion. Lineage: Eukaryota; Fungi; Mucoromycota; Mucoromycetes; Mucorales; Lichtheimiaceae. The coding region runs from base 1 to 834 and encodes 277 amino acids. The record is from RefSeq and is a predicted model, not a curated record.